AUCAGAAAAAAUUUGUGUUUUGGUUAGUUGCUCUCCGGCUCUCAAAUUCAAAAGUACUUGCUCGCGGGAUCCGCAGAUCGUGGAAUCUGAAAACAAUUUCCGUACAACAAUUCAGACAUGGGUCAGACACGCGUGGCAACAACAACGGCGGAAGCUUCGGCGGUGGUACUUUCCCCUGAAACAAAUGGCCAAGAAGAGGAGCUACAGCUGCUGGGGGAGAACAGCUGGGAGGAAUUCUCCAUCGAAGUUCCCUGGGGAACCGUUGAGGGAAAGUGGUGGGGCUCCAAGGAGCAACAGCCCAUCAUAGCCCUUCAUGGGUGGCAAGACAACUGUGGCAGCUUCGACCGUCUGCUGCCUCUUCUUCCGUCAGACAUUUCCAUCCUAGCUAUCGAUCUUCCCGGGCACGGAAAAUCCUCGUUCUAUCCGCAGGGCAUGCAGUACUUCAUCUUUUGGGAUGGCAUAUGCCUGAUCCGCCGGAUAGUACGAAAAUAUAAUUGGAAAAAUGUCAGCCUGCUGGGUCAUUCGCUGGGCGGGGCCCUGACUUUUAUGUACGCUGCUAGUUUUCCCGAGGAAGUGGAUAAGCUGAUCAACAUCGACAUUGCUGGUCCUACGGUGCGAGGCACCCAAAGAAUGGCAGAAGGUACUGGCAAGGCACUGGAUAAGUUUUUGGACUACGAGACACUCCCGGAGAGCAAACAGCCCUGCUAUUCAUACGACGAGAUGAUCAAGCUGGUACUGCACGCAUAUGACGGCUCCGUGGAUGAACCCUCGGUCAAGGUGCUGAUGAAGCGGGGAAUGCGGCAUAAUCCAAGCAAAGAUGGAUAUUUGUUUGCUAGGGAUCUCCGCCUGAAAGUAAGCUUACUAGGAAUGUUCACCGCAGAGCAGACGUUGGCCUAUGCCCGCCAGAUUCGCUGCAAGGUGCUUAACAUUCGGGGUACACCGGGCAUGAAGUUCGAGACACCACAAGUCUAUGCGGAUGUGAUUGCCACGCUAAGGAAAAAUGCCGCCAAAGUAGUCUAUGUCGAAGUGCCCGGCACCCAUCACCUUCACUUGGUCACCCCGGAUCGAGUGGCACCGCAUAUCAAAAAAUUCCUGAAGGAAGCGUAAGAUCCUAUCAACGAUUAAGUAGAACAUUACUUAAGUUAAAGACUAGAUAAAAAAUACUGAGUGUAUAUAGUUAGUAUAUAUCAUCCCAUAUGUGAUUUGUCAGUGAACAAAGGUAUGUGCCCGACUUCGUGGUUUUAAAUGUUAUGGUAAUUAAUAAACACAAAUUUAUGACAAACAAA
This is a messenger RNA of Drosophila eugracilis, 1286 nucleotides long. It is a transcript of the gene kraken, whose product is annotated as probable serine hydrolase. The coding region runs from base 118 to 1107 and encodes 329 amino acids. Lineage: Eukaryota; Metazoa; Arthropoda; Insecta; Diptera; Drosophilidae. The record is from RefSeq and is a predicted model, not a curated record. The transcript is spliced from 3 exons.